This is a messenger RNA of Xyrichtys novacula (pearly razorfish), 7794 nucleotides long. The record is from the annotation of a GenBank genome assembly. Lineage: Eukaryota; Metazoa; Chordata; Actinopteri; Labriformes; Labridae.
GUACUCCCUCUGACUCAAGAAGAAGCUGGAAAGGGAGUCAGUCUUAGAUAUUAGGGAGUUAUUCAGCCCCUGGUUCUGGUCUUUGAACCGAGUGUGGAAAUGAAGUUUCUCCUCGGAGCUCUGAGUGCUCUGCUCUGCUGCUCGGUGUCCUCCUCAAACACUCUGGAUCCUGCUGGGAAGAACGUCUGCCUUAAUACCAGGUACAGCACACACACACACACACACACACACACACACACACACAGUUCUUUCUUCUGUUGAGGUGUCGAGUUAAAAAGACUUGAAAAUCACUCUGGUUUCAGUCCUGUGAAACAUGAAAAUUUGAUGUAUUUUCCCAUUGAAUUAUCCCCUUGACUUCCUUUAUUUUCAAACUCAAUAUUGUCUGGCUGAAUUGAUUAUUUUUGUGCCUCAGAGACCCCUCUACCCUGGUCUGCUGCACUGGAUGGCGUCAACAGGGAAAAGAGUGCACAAUACGUGAGUGACCCCCAGGAAUUUUACCUCUACUGCCACCAUAAUUGCUUUAUUAAUUUGUUUGAUGUAUGUGUAUAUAUGUGUGUGUGUGUAGCUGUGUGUGAGGGGGAGCAGGCCUGCCGGAGAGACGAGAUCUGUGUGUAUCCUGGAGUGUGUCGCUGCCCACCCGGUUACUUUGGAGCACUCUGUAAAACACGUGAGUGACAAUAAAUAUCAGGAGCUUUAUUACAGUUUUGCAAAACAACAGAUCUGUUCCCAAAAUAUUUCUGAUAAAAAAGCAUGUGAUCCUACCACACUAAAAUGAGUCACUGUUUUUAAUGAUCGUACAAAUGAUUUGCUGUAUAAAUGAUCAUGUAAAAGAGAGUUGUUCCUAUCUUUUGCCGUAGAAAAUAUGUAUUUUAAGUAUCAAAAGUAAAGCCAAUGAUAGUGAAGAUGAUACUCUAAAUGAAAAUAUAAUAGUUUAAUCUGUCCUCUCUGUGUGUUCCUUGUUGUAACCAGGCUGUCCUUUUGAGUUCUGGGGCUCAGACUGUCGCCAGGUGUGUCCAUGCCACCCACACGGUCGCUGUAACCCUGCCACUGGUGAGUGCACCUGCAACGCAAACCGCUGGGGUCCUCUGUGCCAGUACGCCUGCAAAUGUGGCCGACAUGGUCGCUGCAACUCCGUCUAUGGGAACUGCACCUGCGACGUGGGCUGGUACACACCCACCUGCUCCAAAAUGUGUCAGUGCAACAGCGGGGGGUCUGUGGGCUCCAGCUGCGAUCAGUUGACCGGCCAAUGUCUGUGCCACAGGGGCCACUGGGGAGGGAAAUGUUCUGGCACUUGUAGCUGCUACCUGUCGCCUUGUAAUCAGCGCACUGGUGUGUGUGAGUGUGAGUCAGAGUGGUGGGGACCCAGCUGCGACCGGCGGUGUAACUGCGACCUUACACACAGCCGCUGUGACCAGGCAACUGGGCAAUGCGUUUGCCAGCCAGGGUUCAAAGGUCAAUUCUGCAACCAGCCCUGUGAGAAGCAGGAGUACGGCAGCGGUUGUACACAGAGGUAGGUGUUGAAUGAAACUUUAUUUAACCAGAAAAAACUCAUUGAGAUUAAAUAUCUCAUUUGCAAGAGUGUCCUGGCCAAGACAAGCGAGAAGUACAUUUACAAAUUUACAAACAUAUACAGACAUGACUACAUUUUUAAUCGAAGUACUUACUGCCCGCUUCAUCUUCCUCUAGGGCCUUUAAUCUACAUUUUAAAAGAUUUAAAGAGACCAGCUCACCAAGACACAUUUUUCUUGUAGGAGAUUCCAGUCUGCAGGAGCAGCAUAUCUAAAACUUCUUUUUCCCAUUUCAAGACGAACUUUGGGGACGGAUAGCAAAAGUAGAUUUUGUGUCUGAUUCGCUUCCAGAACUUUUAACAUGAAUACAAUUACUCAAUUAUGGUGGAAGCAGGCCAAGUAUAGCCUUAUUAGUCAGGAUGUGCCAAUGGUUCAGUCUAUGCACGGUUAGAGAGGGCCACCCAACUUGCUCAUACACGGUACAAUGAUGAGUUAAAGCCUUAAAGGGUUUGUUAUGGACCUUAGAGCUCUGUGAUAAACAGUAUCCAAAGAUUUAAGGCUUUAAGCAGAUGCAUGCAUGUAUAAAACAUCACCAUAGUCAAUCAUAGGCAUGAAAGUAGCAGCAACAAGAUGUUUUUUUUGCAGAGAAAGAAAAACAUGACUUAUUUCUGGAGUAAAAGCUCAGCUGCAACCGCAGCUUCUUUAUAAGCUGCUCAAUAUGGAGCUUAAAAGACAGAGUCAUCGAUCACAAACCCAAGACAUUUAUAAGAAGAUUCAGACUUAAUCACAUCACCCUGAGCUAUAACAGGAUCUUUGACCUCUGUUUUGAAUUCGUGAACAUCAUCAGCUUUGUUUUUUUAGAAUUCAGAACUAACUUUAGGUCCCUCAGAUUUUCUUGUACAGAGUUAAAGGCAUCCUGCAGUAGACAAAGGGCUUUACUCUGUGUUGGGGCCGAGCAAUAAAUAAGAGUAUCGUCUGCAUAUAAAUGUAAAUUUGCAUUGGGAACUGUGUUAUUAUCAUAGAGACUGUGCUGUUAAAACACCUGCGUGUGACUGAAAGCUCUAUCCUGUCCUCAGCUGUGGUUUCUGUAAGGACAAACAGCGAUGCUCGAUGACUGACGGAGCAUGUAAAGCCUGUGAGCCCGGCUGGAAUGGCACACGAUGUGACCGCCCAUGCCCACCUGGUAAUCAUGGCGAUGGCUGCAAGGAGAAGUGUCCACGGUGCAGAAAGAAUGAACCCUGUGACCCUAAGAGUGGGAGAUGUCGGAGGUGUGAUCCUGGAUGGACUGGACCCAGGUGUGUGCUCAGUUUUUCUCAUGGUGUAGAAAAUCUGCUCUAGAAACCAGGAGUGGGUGUAAAAUGAUUAUUGUGGUCCUUGGCCUGCUCUCUUGACAGGUGUGAGGAAGCCUGCCCCAACAGGACGUUUGGAGAUGCCUGCAGCUUCCCGUGUAGCGCUUGCUUCCAUGGUAACUGCCAUCAUGUGACAGGAAGAUGCGUCUGUGAGCCGGGCUUUCAGGGAGAGAGGUGAGCUGGCUGGCAGAGUCCCAGAAUAAAUCAAAGUUUAUGUUUGAACUGCUCAUCAGACUUAUGCACAAUAAGAGUUUUAUUAGCAGCAACAGAAUUCAUCUGUUGAUAACAUCAUUACUGUCAAUUUACCUCUUUACAGCCAAUAAACCUCUUAACAUUACUGAUUUAUGUUAAUGGGAUUUUUUCAAAUCUAGGGCAGCAGUUGUACUUUUUUUAAACAACAAUAGCUGUGUAAAUGAGGCAAAAACCCCAAAGUCAAAUAUAACAAAAGGUUUGAGAACUCAAACAUCUCAAACCUCCAUCACGGUCCCUUUAAUUUUCCUCCCCACACUCAUGAAAUGUUUAUGAAUCAUGACGUUAUGUUUUUACCGAGCACUGAAAUAGAUGAUGAUUCAGUGUUCACACACAGACCUCUCUGUUUGCUGUGGGAGUGUAACUGUGUGAUUUGGUUGUUGUUGGUAGUUGUAACAUCAGCUGCUCCGCCCUGCAGUUUGGGAUCAACUGCUCCUCUGCCUGUGACUGUGGUGAGGGUGUUGGGUGUGACCCGGUCACUGGAGUCUGCCCGAGCAGUACGUCUGACACACCAUCAAAAUGAAUUUGUCUAUACAAACCUGAAUCGCAUCAUACAAUGGCUGAUGUGUGUGUGUGUGUGCCUGUUUGUGUGUGUCUAUUAGGUGUCAGUGGCUCUGUACUGGCUGGAGUGUUGGUUCCUUUGCUCCUGGUGCUCCUGGCUGUGCUCCUCUGCUGUCUGUGCUGUGGAGGAAGUCCAACUGAUGACAAAGAUAGGUCUGUACCCGGGGGCGUGUCCAGACUUUUUUGGACAGGGGUUCUAUCUUGUACAAAAGUGACAUGAAGUAUGAGUGUGUGUAGACAUGAAUGAAGAACAUUUUGUACGAUUAUCAUUCACAAAAUCACAUUUACUUUGAAUACUAAUAUUUAAUUGUCAUAAAAAUGUUAAGCUAAUGAAAGACUAAAAUAACACAGUUGAAACUUUUUAAUCUUCCUCCUGUGUUAAGGUCUGCACCGACUAGUUUUUGUUUUUAAAUACCUAAAAGAACCACUUCAAUUAGUUUUUUUUGCAUCAAGACUUUUUGACUUUAUCAGGAACCUCUAUUUCAACAAAAUAAAAAUAAAAAAUUAAAUUGACUAGAUUAUAAAAUGCUCUCAAAAUGAUGGCACUUGUCGUGUUAGGUUUACUGUUGACCCAGUUAGACCAAUAUCUCAUAAUUGGCGCAAAAACCAAAAUCAUAUAUGCUCUGUCAGGCACCACAUUGACAGACAGAUCCUCUUCCAAUCAUGGGAGAUUUAGGAAAUUCUCAUUUAGCCUGUUCUUCCUGCACAAAAAACAACGUCAGGCAUGUCCAGACAUGUGAGAUCAAUUCAGUAUAGAUGUCUGUAUCAGGGGUAUACUGACAAAGAAAGUCCCAGAGGCCAACAACAAAUAAACUAUAAGCAAUAUUUUCAUGGAUAAUGAAGCCUAACAAGGUAAAUAUUACAGGUGGAGGUAGUCUGUGACCUCCAGCACACCUAACGAGCCUCUCACUCAGAUCACCUGUCCUGAUUGCGCUCAGCUGGUGCUCGUCAGCCUGGGUCGUCUAUAAAAGGAGGUUCUUUCACUCAGUUAGGUGUGUGACACCAAAGAUGCCAACACCUUCAGUUGGUGUCGCGUGGUUUGUGUGAUGAGUGUGUUUGAGAGUGUGAGAGCGGUUGUGUUUUGAGGGAAGGAGGGUAAAUUCUAGACUUUUUGUGAGGUUUUGAUCCAUAAGGAGAUUUUUUGUAUUUAACAUUUUCUCCCCAACGAUUCUACCUCUGUUUGAGGCCUUUUAAUUUGGUUUGCCUAUUUUUGGGCAAAAUUAGUGGGUGGCUGUGGGGAAGUAUAACUCUGUGCCACCUUUUAGAACCCAAAGGCCUUAUUUUUGUUUUAUUUGAAGGUGCAGAUAAUCCUUUUGUUACUUUCCCUGUCCAUGACCCCUGUCCGUAACGUCAUGCGACUUGCAGAAACGUAACAUAACCUAGAGAUAAGAAUCAACUUGGAUGAUAGAGAAUUAAGACACAGGUCAAAACCGACCCUUAACAAUCUGGAAUCAUCACUUCAGGGUUAAACCAGAGGUGGUUUUCAGGUCUAAAGGGGUGCCACACUUAUGAACAUACACCUGUGCCUCACUUCCUUCUAUUGUGAUGUUUUUUUUUAACCAUCUGUUUCUCAGGACGACUGUGGCUGAAGGAGGCUGGCCAUACAGGAUGAAAUAUCACGUCUACAGCGUUCUUGCCAACAUCGGUGCUGCACUUCCCUGUAUCUCCAGCUGGUCGUCCGGCCUGCCUCGAGUCACAGGUAAAAACCACAGCGCAGUAUUUCUGUUAAAAAAUAUGGUAAAAGUAAAAGUGGCUCAACUAGGUUUCAAAAGUGUCUUAGAAAUUAGAUUUGAUAUCUGAAUCGACCAUAAAAACCCAGUGGGAUUUUUUAACUUUUGGAUUGGUGUUUUUUUUUUUGUUUUCCCACGGAAAUUUCACAACAUAAAAGAAACUAUAUGUGGGGGAAAAAAAUAAAGAUUUAAAUAAAAUAUUUCAAUAAAACUUCUUUGAGUGCCUGAAAAAUCAAAACGAACGUUUAAAACUCAUGAUAAAUUUUAAAAAGAAGUUGUAGGCAAAUGGUUUGAUCAAGUUUAAAGUUUCAUCAUCCCUUUAUGUCGCCCUCAUGAAGUGUCUCACCAUGACCCUGAGCUGACGUUCAACCACAGCUUUAUCGAGCCUCCGUCUUCCGGCUGGGUCACUGAGGGGUCUUCAUUUGACAGCGAUGAGGAGGAGGGAGAGGCGCUCUACUGUGUGCCUCCAAGAGAAGGUAAAACACACUUAACUCUACACUGCCCUCUUGCAGUGGUUUGCUGGUGCUGCAGAUUCCCUCCUGCAUUUCUUCUCGUGUCUCUUGACCUCUCUCUGUCUCUCUCUUGCAGACAUCCCUGCAGUGGCAGGUGGAGAAUUUCAGGAGAUGAGCUCAAAGUGCAACAUGUUCUUGGACCCUUCUGGCUUCAGCAGUGAGGACAUCACCUCCCCAUUCAACAUCCCUCGCACCUCGAGCAUCGCCAAAGCCAAGCGGCCUUCUGUCUCGUUUGCUGAGGGCACCCGUUUCAGCCCCAAGGAGAGACGCGGCUCGGCCCAAGACCCAGGUGCUCUUUCUGGUUUCCAACGCAACAAACCCAAGUCACCAUGGGGGGUUUUGAUGCUGUCCGCCCUCCAGAGUCAGGGGGGUGCAGCUAGAGGUGAGGAGGAAGAAGAAGCUGAGGGAGAGGAGAAGGAGGAUGAAGCUGAUGUGAAUGAGCCAGAGAAUCAGGAAUCAAGCUAUGAGGGAGGAGACCAGGAAGUAGACAGAGCCUCAUCUCGGUCCACCCUGCAGGUACCUGGAGCAUCAGGACGGAGACGGACUUUGUCCAACACGGCUGCUCACAAAGGAGCGUCUACUCCAGAUGCUCAGGCAGGGGUCUCUAAUAAGGUCACCACAGUGUACGUGACAGUGGGUAAAGCAGGACGGCCGGUGUCGAAAACAGAAUCCAGCUCUGAAGGCCCCGUUCAGGCCAUGUUGCGCCGCCUGGGUAGCCUGCAGAGACAGAGGGAGCAGGAGUCCAGCAAGUCCAGGUCAAAGGCACCAGAAGGGAUCGUCAAACCGCCGAGGAAGAAGCUGGGGGCUCGGGCGAGUGUGUGGGAGCAAGGAGGCCCGUCUGGAGGAGAGGUGGGCAUAUGUAAACCAAUCAGGAGAAAGCAUGCUGCCCUCAACCCCGCUGACACAGCCGGUGCUAGUGACACACUGUCCUCAGAGGGCGGCACUCCAAGAAGACCACUAUCCUCUAUCCUGAAAAGUGUGCCAGAGGUGGGCUCAGCUGACUCAGGGUCAGAUCAGAGGGCUGACAGAGACCCCAGGCAGGGUAGUGACUCCUGUUCAGGAAACACAGAGAGCACCUACCUGACUGUGGGACCAGCGGGUGACGCUACAAGCCUCACCGAGGUUAUCGCCAACGAGGCAGCGGUUGUUAGAGGAAACGAUGAACCCUGCUACGAAAACGUCUGCAUCAAACACUCAUAACCUCAGAGAAACACUUAUCAGCUGGUCUGAUCCAAACACAACUACAUGUUCAUUAUCUUACAGACAUAAAACCACCUGCACAAAUGGUAUUGAGAAAAUUAAAACAUGAAAAUGAUUUGAAAAGUCAAAACCAUGGAGUAAAAACAUAUUGAUAUCUCCUGACUGCUUUAAAAACAAGUGAAGAGGCCGAGUUGAGGCUGACCUUUCACCUCCAAUGCACCCACUCAGGAAUUACCCCAGACAUGAGCAAGAAGAGACAAGAGCGAUGUGUUGAAUAUCACUAUGAUCUUGUCAAGAAUCCUAAAUGACAACCUUGGUUUAAGCAGAAAUAGACAUAACUCAAUAACGAGAAUCAGACUGGAGUCAGAUGUUGUACUUUGUGUUUUUAUUUGUCAUGAUGAAAAACAAAAGUAAGAACAGGACAGAACAAGCUGUUGCAUUAUCUAUGGCUGAAUCUGAACACAGUGCACCCUUGAAAUGUAUUAAGAAAUUCAGGAUACAUUUAUUUUGUCUCUGUGUAACGUAUAAGAUGUUGUCCAUCUGAACAUCUGUUCAACUGUACCUCAUGUUGUUUUGACCGUUCUGUACAGAAAACCUGAAUUUUGUAUUCAAUUCUUUGUACGUUUCUAUUUACUGUAUAUAUGCUCACAUUUUAUUAUUAAAUAAAAAAUAUCACCUGUACAAA